Molecule: messenger RNA, 1858 nt
Organism: Pelmatolapia mariae (spotted tilapia)
Lineage: Eukaryota; Metazoa; Chordata; Actinopteri; Cichliformes; Cichlidae
Product: ADP-ribosylation factor 3
Exons: 5
Coding region: 187-732 (181 amino acids)
Biological process (GO): vesicle-mediated transport; intracellular protein transport
Cellular component (GO): cytoplasm; plasma membrane
Molecular function (GO): GTPase activity; GTP binding
Source: RefSeq, a predicted model, not a curated record
ACACCUGCUCUCGCGAGAUCCCGCUUGCUGCUGAGUCGUUUCUCUCGGAAAGUGUCGUGAGACGUUGAUAGUAGAGGACUGCUUGGCUAAGCCCUCCUAAAAAAAAAUCAAUCCCCACUGGACAACUGAGACUUUGCAGAAAGGCCUCAAGCACUUAAACUGACGUUUAGGAACAUCGUCUGAAUCAUGGGGAACAUUUUUGGGAAUUUGCUGAAGAGCCUCAUAGGGAAGAAAGAGAUGAGGAUCUUGAUGGUGGGGCUUGAUGCUGCUGGAAAAACAACGAUCCUCUAUAAGCUCAAACUGGGAGAAAUAGUCACCACAAUCCCAACAAUCGGGUUCAAUGUGGAGACAGUGGAAUACAAGAACAUCAGCUUCACUGUGUGGGACGUGGGUGGGCAGGACAAGAUCCGUCCUCUCUGGAGACACUACUUUCAAAACACGCAGGGUCUAAUCUUUGUGGUGGACAGUAAUGACAGAGAGCGUGUGAACGAAGCGCGAGAGGAGCUGAUGAGGAUGCUGGCUGAGGACGAGCUGAGGGAUGCCGUGCUCCUCGUGUUUGCUAAUAAACAGGACUUACCAAACGCCAUGAACGCCGCGGAGAUCACAGACAAGUUGGGCUUGCACUCUCUGCGUCAUCGCAACUGGUACAUCCAGGCCACCUGCGCCACCAGCGGCGACGGCCUCUACGAGGGCCUCGAUUGGCUGGCCAAUCAACUCAAGAACAAGAAGUAAGAAGAAAAUUGGAAGAAAGCAUCCAGCGACCACACCCAUACCUACUUUUUAUUUCUUUUUAGGGAUGAGGGUGCGGGUUGAGCACCGAGGUGUUUGAUUGAUAAAAGAUUCUGGGUCUUGGGUGGGGGCGGCGGGGUGUCAGAUUUAGAUUUUUGGUCUGGUCCUUCUGGUUUUCUGUGGUUAUAAAAAAACACAUUCUCAUGUUCGUAUCUAACCACUCACUCACAGACACACACACAGAGACACACAUAUGCACACUAACAAUAAGCAAUCACAGCAGGCACUUGCUUUUCCUCCGUCCACCUCUCGUCCACCAAUCGUCUUUAGGUAUAUAAUGUACUGUAUGUUAGUCUCUAGGUGCUGUGUCGAGUCACAUGGGACUCUAGCAAUGAGUCCGAUCUGACUUUGUUGAUGUAUGUUUUCCCAUUGUCGGUGGUCCAUGAAAGGAACUGUUCCACGUCCUGUUUUUUUUUCGUGUUUUUGUUGUUUUUUUGUCUUUUCCUACAGAGUUCCAGAGCCAUGUUUGAGAACAGUCAAAUCUGGCAGAUUCAUAUCACAAUAACUAAUAUGAUUGCUUUGCUUUUCCUUUUGACUUGCGAGCGUGUACUUGAACUCCGCAGCCUAGACAGUAUUAUCCCAAGCAGCUCUCUGACGUCUUUUGAUAUCUGUGCCAUGUUUCUACUCCCCGUGUGGCAACCCGAAGCGUCGAAGCCGCCCUUUUUAAAUAUUUUAAAACGCACAACACUCUUUCUCAGUUGCCUCACCUGCAUGCAUCCUGCCACCACUGUUGGGUACUUCUCCAUCCAGAGAACCGCAUAGAUGUUAUUUGUAGGUUUUCUCCCCUCAUCGUGUUCUCGCGCCGUUUACAGUAGGAUGCACAAAACUAUCCGAAAUCACCACUUUUAGUGCACUUGGUGGCAACAAAUAAAAAGCGACUAGUCAGCUUUAUGGUCUUUUUAGAUGUGAAAACAGCAUAUAGCACAUUAACUCGGCACAGAUGGCCUGUACAGCUGCUGCUUGUCUAUACGAGUACUCAAACUGCGUCAGGUUGCUCUCGCUUGUGUGGAUUUUUUUUUUUUUUUUUUUAAUUUUUAAAUUUAAAUUUUUUGUGUCUAAUUUGCAUACC